AUGCUAGGCGUCACCACGGUUUCCUACAGAUUUAGCAUAAUGGGGGAGUACACUGAUACUUUACAGGCCAAAAGAGGGAUCCGACAGGGUGAUCCUCUAUCCCCUAUGCUCUUUGUCCUCAUGAUGGAGUACAUGAAUAGACUGCUGGUGAAAAUGCCGAAAGACCAAAAUUUCAACUACCAUACCAAAUGUGAGAGGCUGCAAAUCACAAACCUCACUUUUGCAGAUGAUGUUCUGCUGUUCUGUCGAGGAGAUGACAUGUCUUUGCAGCUGAUGUUAAAUACUUUCAAGAAGUUCUCCAAUUCCAUAGGUUUGAUAAUGAACCCUAACAAAUGCAAAUUAUACUAUGGGGGUUUAGAUAUUGUGAGCAGAGAGAAGUUGAAGGAUCUGUCGGGUUUCCAAGCUGGUACGCUGCCGUUCAAAUAUCUAGGCAUCCCUGUGUCAAGUAAGAAACUGACCAUUAACCACUUCUUGCCUCUGGUGGAUAAAAUUGUGGCUCGAAUUCAUCAUUGGUCAUCUAAACUCCUCAGCUAUGCCGGUAGAAUUCAGCUAGUCAAAAGUAUUGCGGCUGCAACAGUUCAAUACUGGAUGCAAUGCCUCCCUUUGCCUAAAGCUGUGAUCAGGAAAAUAGAUUCCAUUUGUCGUAGCUUCAUUUGGACCGGUAAGGAUUCUAUUAGCAGAAAGUGUCUCGUGGCUUGGAAUCGCACUUGCUGCCCGACAACUCAGGGUGGUUUAAAUUUGUUAAAUCUGCAGGUUUGGAACAAGGUGCUGCUCCUGAAGUGUCUUUGGAAUCUCUGCAGAAAAACUAAUAAUUUGUGGGUUAAAUGGAUCCAUACUCAUUACCUGAAGGAUAAAAGUGUGAUGAAUUACGAAACCAAAACUCACAACUCUUGGAUUAUGCGAGGUAUUUUGAAACAUCGAGACAAUAUGGGUGAAAUCCGGAAUGAUUGGGAUCAAAUCGUGAAUGCACAGAAGUUUAAAGUCUCGGUUCUUUAUAAGGUAAUGAUUGAUGAUGGCACAAGGGUUCAAUGGCGUAAUCUGGUGCAGUUCAACAAAGGGAGACCGCGUGCAGGUUUUUGUUUAUGGCAGGCUUGCCAUGGAAAGCUUGCGACCAAAGACAGGUUGAAACACUUUGGGAUGCUUGAGGACACCAGUUGUAACUUAUGUCAUUCCGAGGAAGAAACGAUGAAUCAUCUUUUUUUCUCUUGUCAAGUGACCAGUCACAUAUGGAUGGAAGUGCUCGAUUGA
This is a messenger RNA of Lathyrus sativus (Indian pea), 1248 nucleotides long. NCBI's taxonomy places the organism in Eukaryota, Viridiplantae, Streptophyta, Magnoliopsida, Fabales, Fabaceae. The record is from the annotation of a GenBank genome assembly.